UGUCGUACUAUCUUUUGUACUACUUUCAAUAAUAUAAAUUAAUCACAAAUCCUAAAAUAUAAUAAAGCAUCUUUUAUCUUCUAUUCAUAAUUAACUUAUAACUAAGAACGAUCACGACAAUUGGUAGCACCAGCUCUGAAAAAGUUACGCUAUAUUUUUUUUUUAAAAAAAAAAAAUUUAUAAGCAGAAAGUAUUACGUGAAUGUCAUCAGUGGAAAGCAUAGGAAAUAAAUUACAGAAGUAUAUAAUAAAACAAGCAUUGACACUUAUCAAGAAGGAACAACAAGCAGAUUUCAAGGAAUUUUUAAUCAAUCAAGGAUAUACAGUCAACGAGAACACAGAUAGCAACUACAGAAUUUUAACUUCAGUGGAAUAUUUAACAGUUAAACAACACGCAUCAAAACUAACUAAAGAAUUUAAAAAACUGUAUAUGAAUAAUAAUACUGAACCAUCUACAUCUAAUAUGGAUAGCCACCCCAAUUUAUUGUCCCAUACACAGAAUACAGUCAGUCGAGAUGAAUUGGCCAAUAUUUUAAAUUUCAUUUAUAAUAACAACAACAAACCAGCAAAUAAUAUUCGUAUUCCUACACCACCCACAUACGAUGGCACUCGUUCUGUAUCAGUCAUUGAUAAUUGGUAUGUUUCUGUUGAGCGAUACUUACAAUUCAACAAUUUCGACGAGUCUCGAUGGACUGAAUACGGUGUGACCCUCCUGACUGGGAGAGCACAAUUAUGGUACGCUCGUGCCACCCAACGUAUCAACCACAAUUUAAAUAGUUGGACCGUGUUUAAAUCUGCUAUCGAUGCUGAAUUUAAGCCACAGUUUGCUGCCCAGUCUGCCCGUGAUAGAUUAUUUGAUCUUAAAUAAACCCAUCACAUUCAAGAUUAUAUUCACGAUUUUCAAGAUAUUUUACUUGAAGUCUCCAUUACUGACGAUGAGGCUAUUGACAAAUUCAUUCGUGGAUUAAAAGACCGUGCU
Mucor mucedo is the source of this 978-nucleotide messenger RNA. RefSeq lists its product as uncharacterized. The coding region runs from base 202 to 867 and encodes 221 amino acids. NCBI's taxonomy places the organism in Eukaryota, Fungi, Mucoromycota, Mucoromycetes, Mucorales, Mucoraceae. The transcript has a single exon. The record is from RefSeq and is a predicted model, not a curated record.